AUGAGCCAAGGUGUGAUAGACAAAGGGAAAAGACCUAUUCUGGUUGGGAGUGUGUCUGGCUCAACCGGCGACAGGUUGGAUGGAUUGAAGUCGAUGCUGAGAGGCGACAUAAUAAUCGAUGCAAUUAUCGGAGACUGGCUAUCAGAGGUCAACUUGGCUUCGAGAUCACUACAACUUCGAGCAGGGAAGAAAGGUGGCUACGAACCGGGAUUCCUGUACUCUCUACGAGAGGGUCUUGAUGAUUACCUCAACUACCAGAAUCAAAAUGUUCGCAUUGCCGUAAAUGCGGGCGGUCUGAACCCCAAAGGGCUCGCAGAAGAGGUGCAAAAUCUAUUGUGCUCUCGAGGUUCAGAAAAAAGGGUCGCAUAUGUUGUUGGGGACAAUCUACUCUCCCAGCUGGAAAACCUUGAUAUUCAGCCGCUUACCAGAGCAACUGGGAACUUCCAGAAUUGGAAGCGGAAAUACCCCGAAAUCAUCCUUGCCAAUGCUUAUAUCGGAUGUUGGGGAAUAGUGCGCGCACUGGCGGAAGGAGCUGAUAUUGUAAUAUGUGGGAGAUGUACGGAUGCAAGCACGGUCAUGGGAGUAACAGCAUGGUGGCAUGGUUGGAGCCAGGGUGAAUUCGACAAGCUAGCAGGCUCUCUGAUGGCUGGCCAUCUGAUAGAAUGUGGCUGUUAUGUGACCGGGGGCAACUUUGGUGGCUUUCAGAACCUGAACCCCCGAUACUACGAUCUAUCAUACCCAAUUGCUGCCAUCGCAGCGGAUGGGACAAGUGUGAUCCAAAAGCACGCCAAUCAGAAUGGGAUUGUAACGACAGACACUGUUCGAGGUCAGUUCUUAUACGAGAUACAGGGUUCCUUUUACUACAACCCCGAUGUGAUUGCAGAUAUCACACGCAUCAAUUUCGACCAAGUUGGCAAAGACUCGGUGCAGGUUUCAGGGGUCAGAGGACUUCCUGCUCCUGAGACUCUCAAGAUUGCCAUUAUGGCGAUCGGUGGAUAUCAAGCCGAAUUUUCACUAUACGUCACUGGCCUCGACACCAAAGAGAAGGCAGCGAGCUUUGAGUUAAUGUCUCGCAGAAUGGUCGACGAAAGCCAGUUUGAAAUCUUAGAAUUUCAGCUAUAUGGGAGUCCAAAAGGGAACCCGCGUAACCAGCUCGAAUCAACACUACAACUUCGGAUCUUUGCACAAGCUAAGGAUCCAAAGGCAGUCGCUCCUGGUCGUUUUCUUGGUCCUCUUAUGAGUAACCAGCUCUCGGGAUAUCCAGGACUCACCGCAAAUUUCGACUUUCGGACUGCGGAUCCAAAAUUGUUUUGCACAUACUUUCCCGGCUUGGUAAACCAAAAACACGUCCAGCAAGUUGUGCAUUUUGCCACGAUGGAGGACAGCGCUCCAGGUAUUCUUGCUCCAAGGGCUACAGCAUAUACACCAGUCGACCUUCUACCCAUUCAACCCGACUAUCAACCGACUAAUCCAGUGGCAUUGCCUUCCUUCGGGGCAACAGUCAGGGCGCCACUCGGGUUGGCGGUCUACGCCCGGAGUGGCGAUAAAGGUGCGAAUGUGAAUGUUGGCUUCUUCUUUCCCCGGGGUCCUCAUGAAUCAGCCAAGUAUGAAUGGCUUCGAAACUUUCUGACUACGAGCACACUACGAGAGCUACUUGCCGAUGAAGCAACAUCCGAUACAUAUAUCGAAAGAUGCGAAUUUCCGAACAUUCGAGCCGUUCAUUUUGUGAUACAUGGGAUCCUGGGCGCCGGCGUCAGUAGCUCUGUCAAGAUGGACUCGCUGGGAAAGAACGUCGCUGAAUACUUAAGAGCUCGACAUGUAGACAUUCCACAGAAGUUUCUUGAGAAAAAGGCGGUUUUGUAG
Messenger RNA from Exophiala aquamarina CBS 119918, 1863 nucleotides. RefSeq lists its product as uncharacterized. The record is from RefSeq and is a predicted model, not a curated record. Bases 1 to 1863 code for a protein of 620 amino acids. NCBI's taxonomy places the organism in Eukaryota, Fungi, Ascomycota, Eurotiomycetes, Chaetothyriales, Herpotrichiellaceae. The transcript has 9 exons.